AUGUUAAUACUCGAGAUCGAUCAUAAUAAUGCUCAAGCCCAGGCGGCGAACUCUCUCGGUUUCCACGUCGCCAGGCUCGAAAAUUCUAAUGCCCGCUGGUCUGUGCCAUUUCGAGCUUUCAUUGCGCGCACAUCACCUUCAAUAUGGCCUCAAUUACAAGGGUUUGGAAUACAAGACGUCUCAACCACGAUUAAGAAGAUUGGGGCUAAUACUACUUGUCUACAACCCACCAGAAAACCUUGGUACACCAUCCCCGCCAUCGUCGACGAUGCCGUUGGUGUCGCAUUGCCCGAAUCCGCCGAAAUUGCCGAGUAUCUCGACACAUCUCGGAUUAUUCCUGAGGGUACUCAUACACUCCAAGCUGCACUUUGCGAUGCGUUUCGACCAAAGCAAGCAGAUCAUCGCCUAUUCCUCGUGCCCAUCACUAUGUUGGUGUCUAGUGCUGCGUUUUUCCGUUCCAAAUACAAGGCUAUCUUCGGAAACGCUUGA
Molecule: messenger RNA, 489 nt
Organism: Lentinula edodes (shiitake mushroom)
Lineage: Eukaryota; Fungi; Basidiomycota; Agaricomycetes; Agaricales; Omphalotaceae
Exons: 3
Coding region: 1-489 (162 amino acids)
Source: RefSeq, a predicted model, not a curated record